This is a messenger RNA of Hibiscus syriacus, 1725 nucleotides long. RefSeq names its product cytochrome P450 71A1-like. Gene Ontology annotation, molecular function: heme binding; oxidoreductase activity, acting on paired donors, with incorporation or reduction of molecular oxygen; monooxygenase activity. Bases 7 to 1569 code for a protein of 520 amino acids. NCBI's taxonomy places the organism in Eukaryota, Viridiplantae, Streptophyta, Magnoliopsida, Malvales, Malvaceae. The transcript has 3 exons. The record is from RefSeq and is a predicted model, not a curated record.
GCAAUCAUGAACCCAUCAAUGUUAUUGCAGCAAUGGUGGCAACAAUUCGAUCCUGUCAUCUUCUUUACUUUUCUCUUCGCCAUUCUUUAUCUCUUCAAGUUUUCAAGAUCCUGGAAUCGCAAUCUGCCGCCAUCUCCACCAAAGCUUCCCAUCAUUGGCAACAUUCACCAAGUUGGGAAAUUGCCCCACCGAUCUUUCCGAGCCUUGUCUGAGAAAUAUGGCCCUUUGAUGCUUUUACACAUGGGGCAAACUCCAACACUCGUGGUCUCAUCUGCUGAAUUAGGCAGGGAGGUCAUUGUUGAACACGAUGUGUUCGUAGAAAGGCCUCAAAUAAGAGUUACUCAUACUCUCUUCUGUGGCUGCACCGACAUUGCGUUUUCUAGUUACGGUGAUUACUGGAGACAAGCAAAGAAAAUCUGUGUUGUUGAACUUCUGAGCCAGAGGAGGGUUAAAAUGUUUCAGCUCGUGAGAGAACAAGAGGUUUCGAGAAUGAUUGAGAAUAUAACAGAGUGUUGUCACAAUGGGUCUGAAAUUGCUGCUUGUGAAAUGUUUGAAACCAUUGCGAACAACAUCAUCAGCAGAUCUGUUCUUGGUCAAGUAUAUGAAAGAGAACAUGGGAAUAAAGGGUUUGGGGAGCUAUCAAGGAAGGCAAUGGAUCUUAUAGGAUCCUUUUGCUUUGAAGAUUUCUUUCCAUAUUUGGGAUGGGUUGAUGCUCUUACAGGCUUGACUUCAGAACUGGAAAAGGUUUCCAGUGAACUACAUGCUUUUAUUGAUCAAAUAAUAGAAGAUCGCCUGGUUAUGAUGAAUGAUGGAGAUAAUUAUACAUCGGAUAACAAAAGUUUCGUUGAUAUUCUUCUUCAUCUUCAGCUGGAUGGCAAGCUUGACAUCAGUCUAACUCAAGAUAACCUCAGGGCUAUCCUACUGGACAUGUUUAUUGGCGGAACCGAUAAUAUAGCUGCCACACUGGAAUGGGCAAUGGCAGAACUUAUGAAAAACCCCGACAUAAUGAAGAAAGCUCAAGAAGAGGUAAGAACAGUGGUGGGUAGAAAACCAAGUGUGAUUGGGAUGGAUGUCAAUGAAAUGCACUACUUGAAAUGUGUUGUGAAAGAGACUCUGAGACUCCAUGCUCCUGUUAUGGUCUCAAGACAAAAUCCCACAGCUACUAAAUUGGCAGGUUACGAUAUUCCUGCUAAAACAAUAGUAUUGGUGAAUACAUGGGCAAUUCAGAGGGAUCCCAAGUUGUGGGACAAGGCUGAAGAGUUCAUCCCAGACAGGUUUUUGAACAGUUCAGUUGAAUUCAAGGGCCAACAUAUUGAGUUUAUGCCAUUUGGUGCCGGUAGAAGAGGUUGUCCCGGGAUUACGUUUGCAGUUGCCGGAGCUGAAUAUGUUUUGGCCAAUCUUUUGUACUGGUUUGAUUGGGAGUUGCCUGAUUCGCAAAGGUGUGAAGAUUUAGACAUGAGUGAUUAUUAUGCUCUCGUCGUUCGCAAGAAGGUACCCCUUCGUCUUGUACCAGUACUGCAUUCUUUUUCAAAAACCUGCAAUCCAUUUGUGUGCUCUUCAGGAUCUUAGGGUAGAUGUAAUGUUUUGCUAUUCAUAUAAAUGCUGCUGAAGUUCAUGAAAACUUGUUACCAUUUAUUGAAGAGUGAUAAACAACUAAAUUCCUCUCUGUAAUGCUAUGAGCUUGUUUGUACGACAGAUUCAACGCAAUGUUGCGUUCUCGUUUCG